AUGUCAGAGGGAGUCUAUGAAAACUCAGACAGAAUUGAAGACGACGAGCCUGAUGCAAUGAAUAACACAGACAUUGAUGGCCAAUUAUAUGGCAACGUAAGAGCCUUCAAGCCCAGUCCAAGAGUUGUUGCUUCAGUACAUGUUCAGUGGUGGAAGAGACCCUCUGGAGUUGCUGCAGUGUGUCUGGGGCUGCUGUGUGUUCUCCUACUGGCUGGGAUCAUAGGCCUGUCUGUCUACUGUGGAGUCAUUGGUCAUCGCGACUCAAAAGAGAGAAACCAGCUACAGGCCAGUUAUAACAACCUGACUGAAGAGAGAGACCAGCUACAGACAAGUUACAACACCCUGACUGAAGAGAGAGACCAGCUACAGACCAGUUACAACACCCUGACUGAAGAGAGAGACCAGCUACAGACUGAGAGAGAGAUUCUUAACAGGAGGCUUACCAAUCUCAAACAAACCUGUCCUGAAGGCUGGCAGAAGUUUGAAUCCAGUUGGUACUUCCUGUCUACCAAGACUAAAACCUGGAACGAGAGCAGAGAGGACUGUAUGGAAAGAGGAGCAGACCUGGUGAUCAUAAACAGUGAUGCGGAACAGACAUUUCUGUACAACCUCAAGAAGAGAGUCUGGAUUGGUCUGACUGACUCUGUUCAGGAGGGGACCUGGAAAUGGGUGGACGGCAGACCACUGUCCACAGGGUACUGGUAUGUCAAACAGCCUGAUAAUUUUGGUCCUACUGGGGAGGACUGUGCUGAGAUACACAAAGAUCAGAGUCCUCUAAAGGCAUGGAAUGACAUGUCAUGUGACAGCAAACUCAACUGGAUUUGUGAAAAAGUGGUUUAACAUCAACAUGACAACAUACUGUAACAUGUACAGUAGCCUACAGUGCAAAUAACUUCCUCCUUCUCUCUCUCUCUCUCUCUCUCUCUCUCUCUCUCUCUCUCUCUCUCUCUCUCUCUCUCUCUCUCUCUCGCUCUGUCUCAAACCUACGAACACACUUAUUAUUUGUUUGUAGUAGCAUAUUAAUAA
Coregonus clupeaformis (lake whitefish) is the source of this 1026-nucleotide messenger RNA. Its product is annotated as C-type lectin domain family 4 member E. Bases 1 to 840 code for a protein of 279 amino acids. The transcript has 6 exons. NCBI's taxonomy places the organism in Eukaryota, Metazoa, Chordata, Actinopteri, Salmoniformes, Salmonidae. The record is from RefSeq and is a predicted model, not a curated record.